AUCUGUCGAGACGCGAUCAAAGACCAUAUGGAGUGUCUCGCCAUCUUUCCCACCGAGUUAUGACAACGAUUACAUAUGCGUGGAAAUCUGCAUGGAUGCAGGAUGUAUGCAACGAAAAUGAUGAAAGUAUCUCCUAGUAGAAGGAGAAGGAAGAAAAAUCCAAAGACAGAACCUUAUCAAGAGCUAGUGAACUAUUUGAAAAAAAGCCCGGGCGAGCUAAGGAAAAUACGUAAUCUUGUCAACAAUGAAAAGUAUGAAAGAAAAGGGGUAUUGACUCGUGGAAUGCUGCACAAGUUGGAUGAACAAAAUGCAUUGUUUUCUCUGAAUAGAGAAUGUCCUUCGCGGAAUAGUGUAAUCAUUAUAAAUGACAGUGAUAAUGAAACAAGUGGAAAAGAAGAAGAAGACGCUUCGCUCAGCAUCAUCGAGUGCAGUCCAACAACAUUACCCUCAUCUUCACAGCGAAAAUCGGGAAAGAAAGAAUUGCGGAGAUCUCUUAGACAAAACAAAAACAGAUCGUCAAUAACACUAUCAAAUUUAUCCAUUAUACAAUCAUCGAGUACACAAUCUUUAAGCAAUGGAGAAAAUAUAGCACCGUCACCAAAAGAAGACGAUGUGAUUGAGUUAUGGUCUUCUCUCAAGAAUUCAACAUCAGAUACAUAUGAGAGAAGUACGACGUAUUGUGAUGAUGAGACAAAUGAAAGAGUGAAUUUUGUGAUAGAUACAAAGCCAGACCAGAAAAAUCUAGAAUAUCUAAAGAUGGAUACAGAACCUGUACAGAAGAGACAAAAACUGCGUCACAAUUUUGAUAAAGUUACAUUGUCACCAUACAAGAAACGAAAAAAGAGACAAUAUUCAAUUCUCUCACAAUCUAAUGCACAAUCCCGUGAAAAAAAAGCAAAGACAAUUGUAUCUGGUGAACAAAAUAAUCCAGACUCAAGUCAUAAAUUAAGAGAGAUAAUUGUCGAUGGAUGCAAUGUGGGGAUGGCCCAUUCAAAUCAUCGGAUGUUUUCUGUAAAAGGCAUCCAAUUAGUGGUAGAUUAUUUUACAAUAAGGGGUCAUGCUGUGAAAGUUUUUUUACCAAACUAUUUUCGAAAAUUUACGUUACUUGAAGAGUUAUAUAAAAAGGGUGUAGUUGUUUUUACACCUAGUCGCAACGUCGAGGGCAGACAAAUUACACCUUAUGAUGACCGGUUUAUUUUGGAAUAUGCGACAGCGUGCAAAGGAAUAGUGAUUUCCUCGGAUCAAUAUAGAGAUUUGUAUGAGGAGAAGCCAGAAUGGCGCGAUACAAUCUUGAAUCGUUUGUUGACGCCAACUUUCGUCGGGGAUUACAUCAUGUUCCCAGAAGAUCCAUUAGGCAAGUCUGGACCUAAUCUGGAGACAUUUUUGCGACAUUGAUAGAAUACUUUGUUAUAAAAUGUAUUCUGAGUAAGCUAAGUUGAUGAUAUUGGACCAAACAAUUCAGUCCUGUUGUCAAAGAAAAAUUACAUUUUUGAUAUUGUAAUUUUAUCUCAAAUACCUAUACUCUAUCUGUUUUUCUUUAUGUUUGCUCAAUAUAUAUCUUUUUACGCUAAACUAAUAAAUUAAUAACUAUAUAAUAACAAUGUUAUUUUUUUUAUCAUAAUAAUAUUCUUUUUGUAAAAUAUCCAUGUAUUCAUGGAUAUCCAUAUUAUGAGAUGUAUAUGAAUUGAAAUACAGAGAGAAUUAACAGAUAGAGGUAAGAUUAAGUUGUUUUGUAUAUAAAGCACAUGAAUAAAAUAUAUUGAGAUAUA
This is a messenger RNA of Formica exsecta, 1769 nucleotides long. RefSeq names its product endoribonuclease rege-1-like. Lineage: Eukaryota; Metazoa; Arthropoda; Insecta; Hymenoptera; Formicidae. Gene Ontology annotation, molecular function: mRNA binding; RNA endonuclease activity. The record is from RefSeq and is a predicted model, not a curated record. Gene Ontology annotation, cellular component: nucleus; cytoplasmic ribonucleoprotein granule. Bases 76 to 1395 code for a protein of 439 amino acids. The transcript is spliced from 6 exons.